Messenger RNA from Ruditapes philippinarum (Manila clam), 2405 nucleotides. RefSeq lists its product as uncharacterized. The record is from RefSeq and is a predicted model, not a curated record. The coding region runs from base 76 to 1014 and encodes 312 amino acids. The transcript has 6 exons. NCBI's taxonomy places the organism in Eukaryota, Metazoa, Mollusca, Bivalvia, Venerida, Veneridae.
UUUAUGCUUCAAAUCAUCAAAUUUUAAUACUGUUCUCGCUAACAAACCAUCCUUUAUUUGUAUAUUAUAAUAGAGAUGGAAUUGAUCUACAUAUUACUUUUCUGUCUUAUAUGGUUGCCUUUGGAAUCACAGAGCCAAGAAUGCGAUGCAGAUCAAGGACCUAGUGUUAAAGUCUGCACUGACCAAGAUGUAACUCAUAAAAGAUUGAUCUAUAUUGAUGCUAUCAGCGCUCCAGAUUUCAAGAGGUUAUCAUGUGAAUGUGUUAUUACACCUUACAAACGAAAUACCAUUUUACAUUUACGCUUAAACCAUUUGAAAAGCAGACGUAGUAUAACAUUUGAAAUAAAUGACAUAAGCAUAGGGAAGUUUCAUAUAACAGGCAGAACAAAACUAACAGGCGCGACGAAACUUUUCUAUUCUAAACUGCAAAAUCACGAAAGUGAUGGAGCCUGCUUAGCUGUUUAUUCAGUCAUGGGAGAUCAUUUUAACAUUUCUUGCACGAAAGCAACACAAACGACAACAAUACAGACUGGCACAACGUCUCUAUCUAAGGGGAGUGAAACUUAUAGCAUUUCGAGUGAAAAAUUCAACAUUUCUAGUACGAGAGUAUCAAGGGGGGCGAAACAUCAGAAAAGCACGGCAUCUGUUUCCCGAGGAAGUGAAACAAUAGAGACAACUUUAGAGCUUAAAUAUACAACUGUGUCAGGAGCAAACGAUUAUACAGCUGCUGUAAUACCAAGUGUGAUUUGUGCCAUGCUGCUUGUGAUAAUAGCAUGUCUCCUUAUUUACAUUAGAAGAUUGAAACAUCAACGUGCAAACCAGCAGCAAUCGAACGAACACUCUUUUACCCAACAGCUGUCAGAAAUGGAGACACGUUCAGAGGAAGUUCAAGUUGCAAUCAAUAAAGAAACAGCUGCCACCGCAACUCUCAAUGAAUAUGAACGAUUAAAUAUGUAUGAAAAUCCGAAUUGUAAUGCUGAGAUGUAUCAACAACUUGAAAUUGCUAAUGUUUAAAGUCAAUACAUAUUAUAUAUAUUUUCAAACCAGAAACAAAUCUAAUAUUGCGAUGGUUUUACAUGACAUAUACGCAAAUGUUUGGUAUUAUUUUUGUUAUGAUAUUUUAUAUUCAUGUGGCCUUAAACCAUAACAUUCAUUUGUGUACAUUUCCACUGACCAUAUAGUACAUGUAGAACAUUGCAUUCUCACUAAACCGAUAGCCAAAAAUAUGUAAAUGUUACAAAAAAUAGCGGUGUUGGAAAAUGUUAUCUCACAUAGUCUUAUCUCACACUCAACGUGCAGCACUUCCUACACAUACGCGAUUUACUCCUAUUUUCACAAAACUGAAACGUAAAAGGUCAAAAUGUAUUAAAAAUAUGUGAGCUAAUCUAUUUAAUUUUCCACGAAUCAAAAAAAGAUUGAUAUUAACUUUCACACUGCAAUGAGUCCUACUCUACCUAGGUACGCCCUUUUCAAUAUCGGUGUGUUUCUAAAAAUAGCACACUUUAAACUAUCGCAAACUUAUUCGUAAAAUCGGAUAUUAUGACACUUUGCCUCAAAAACAUCCAUGUUUUCUGUUAUGAUAACGAUGCUUCUUGAUGACGAAUCUCAUUUUGAUGUUUUUUAAUUGAAUAUUCUGCCAAAAUACCGAAUAAGUAGAAAAAUCUUUACAAACGGUAAACGCUUUUGUCAACCAUUAAAGUACGGACUGAAUUCCUCAUAAACACUUACACUAUUCCGACUUUAAUAUUGAUGUUUUUUAUCAUUAUAACCUUGCUUUUUGAUGAGGGAUCUCAUAUGAAUUUAUUUUCAUUGAAUGUUUCAUACGUAAACUUGAUCAGUAGAAUUGUUUGCGGACGUACAUAAGGCGCUUAAGCCCCGCCCCGCUUUUCAAAACUAGGUACUGUGUAAUGCGCGGUAAUGCGCGUAGCAGGUAGUUUAUUCUGUUUCUUGUGUGUCCCGGUGAGUGAGAAAAAAUCAAUCAUUGGGUAAAGUAGAGGAUAGGGAAAUCCCAACCCUCGGGCAAUCGGUUCCAUCGGGAACUCGCCAAGGCUCGUUCCCGAUCACCCUCGGAUUUAUUUGCAUUUCCCUUUUCUCUAUCUAACCCAAUGAUAGAUUGUAUUAUUCUGUGCAAUUAUUCCGCCGAUGCGACCGUCCCUAUAGUAAAGCUGACUUCAACAAACUUGUGUCUUUUAUCUUUUUGUAAAUUCACAUUUGUUAAUCGUAUGGACAAACUAAUAAUUUAUAAAAGUAUACAAAAAAUGUUUAGAAGUAAGAAAAGGAAUAAACAGUAUUUCCGAUCUUCUGUGCUAGUUAUGAAGGGAUCAGAUUUCAAAGGCAUUUUAAAGUGAUGUUCACAGGCCUGCUGAAGAGCAAAACUCAGACAGAAAAAAAUAUCUUAUUUGUUG